This is a messenger RNA of Diospyros lotus (date-plum), 2761 nucleotides long. RefSeq names its product DNA-(apurinic or apyrimidinic site) endonuclease 2. NCBI's taxonomy places the organism in Eukaryota, Viridiplantae, Streptophyta, Magnoliopsida, Ericales, Ebenaceae. The transcript has 10 exons. Gene Ontology annotation, cellular component: nucleus. Gene Ontology annotation, biological process: base-excision repair. Gene Ontology annotation, molecular function: zinc ion binding; DNA-(apurinic or apyrimidinic site) endonuclease activity; double-stranded DNA 3'-5' DNA exonuclease activity. Bases 230 to 2092 code for a protein of 620 amino acids. The record is from RefSeq and is a predicted model, not a curated record.
CCAACGGCGUCGUUUCUUGUCGCGAGCCCCGUGAAAGUCCUCGGCGAUGGGACGGCGCGGCCUUGGUCUCUUGCCUUUUUUUAUGGUUCGCUGGUCGAUCGGAGAAACGAACAAUCUCCGGCGGCAGGAAGGUUGAAUCUUGGGUACAUAAGCGUCCGAAGACAGCUCGGAGAAGACCCGUAACUGGCAAUCGCAUAGCAGCCGUGUUAUACGAGCUGAUUAAUGAAGAAUGAAGAUAGUAACUUACAACGUUAACGGGCUGAGGCCUCGGGUCUCGCAGUUCGGUUCCCUCCGCAAAUUACUGGAUUCUCUCGAUGCCGAUAUCAUCUGUUUUCAGGAGACGAAGUUGUCACGACAAGACCUAACGGCGGAUUUGGUCAUCACCGAGGGCUAUGAAUGCUUCUUUUCCUGCACGCGCACGUCGGACAAAGGACGCGUCAGUUACUCCGGUGUUGCAACAUUUUGUCGUGUAAAGUCGGCAUUUUCAAGCACUGAAGUGGCUUUGCCCCUUGCAACCGAGGAAGGUUUUACUGGGGUUCUGGAAGGCAAUGGGUCAAGAAGUAGAGAAGAUAAAGAGCUUGGAAGAGCAAAGGGCCUUGAGGAAUUCACAAAGGAGGAGCUUCUCAAGGUUGACUUUGAAGGACGAUGUGUUGUAACAGACCACUGCCAUUUUGUGCUUUUCAAUAUUUAUGGCCCUCGAGCACAAAGUGAUGAUACAGAGAGAAUCCAGUUUAAGUUCACCUUUUUUAGAAUCCUACAGAAAAGAUGGGAGUUUCUCCUGAAUCAAGGAAGGCGGAUAGUCGUUGUAGGUGAUCUGAACAUUGCUCCUGCUGCUAUCGAUAGCUGUAAUCCAAGACCUGAUUUUGACAAGAACAUGUUCAGGAGAUGGUUUAGAUCUAUGCUAGUGGAAAAUGGUGGUGAUUUCUUUGAUGUUUUUAGAGCAAAACAUCCCGAGAGGAGAGAAGCAUACACCCACUGGCCACAAAACACAGGGGCGGAAGUGUUCAAUUAUGGGUCUAGGAUAGACCAUAUCCUUAUUGCUGGAUCUUGUUUACAUGAAGAUGAUAGUCAGCAAGGUCAUAAUUUUGUGACUUGCCAUGUGGAAGACUGUGACAUAAUGAUGCAGUUCAAGCGGUUGAGGCCUGGAAAUUCACCCCGUUGGAAGGGAGGGAGAAGCAUCAAAUUAGAAGGUUCUGAUCAUGUUCCUGUUUAUAUGAGUUUGGUGGAAAUCCCAGAUGUUUUGCAGCAUAGUACUCCCUCUUUAUCUGCUAGAUAUGCUCCAGAGGUUCGUGGGCUCCAGCAAACUAUCGUGUCAGUGUUGUUGAAAAGACAAGUUGCAGAGAGAGAUAAGAUGUAUGAAGUCUCAAGUUCUUUUCCAGAGGAUGAUGUCAAAGUGGAGAGUUGCAGUGAGAGUGUGGAGAAAUCAUCUCAAGACCCAAAUGUGUCAAGCUUAUUCUCAGAAGGAAACUUUUCUCUGAACAUAGAACAGGAAGGUGCCAAUCAAAGAACAAAAAAUGAGCACCCUGGAGGUUCCUCUAAUGAUUCUACUCGUGCGAAUAUGACAUUGUCAAGAAGUGAUCCUUUUAAUUCAGUUCCCAACAGAGGAAUUAGGAAAAAAGCAAGGCAAAAUCAAUGGUCACAGCUCUCACUAAAAUCUUUUUUCCAGAGAAGUCCAAGAGAUCUCAAUGGUGGGGACAAGUCUGUCACUGGUAUUUCACCCGAGCAGGCAAAUAUCUCUGAAUCUGAUCAUUCAUUGGAUGAAAACUUCAUGGUUAAUCCAGAGCAGUCCCAAUUGAACGAUUGUACAUCCACCCAGGAUGAGAGUCACCUAAAUGCUAGUUGCACUUCUGAGAUGGAGAAGAGUAAUGAUGCUUUAGUAGAGUGGCAAAGGAUUCAACAACUCAUGCAGAGCAGCAUACCCCUGUGCAAGGGCCAUCAUGAACCCUGUGUGUCUCGGGUUGUGAAGAAAGCAGGCCCUAAUUCUGGACGCAGAUUUUAUGUCUGUGCUCGUGCUGAGGGCCCUGCAUCUAAUCCUGAAUCGAACUGCGGUUAUUUCAAGUGGGCUGCUUCCAAACCCAAAGGCAAAAGAUGAGAACAGUUCGCUCGCUCUUCUGGCCGGUGCGGUGCUGGUUUUGAAGAUGGCAAGCUAUUCAUUUCCAGCCUUCCUGUGAGUCUAAAUCUCUGCCUUGGUAUCAGUUUUUCUCCCCUUUGAUUUUCCUUGGAAAAUGUAAUGGGCAACUAAUUAACCAGUUUGUAAAGCACGUGGCUAGGAAUUAUGUUUCUUCCCAGCAGCUUGAUUGAAAGUCAGCCGAAUUGGACAAAAUGGAUGAAGAUGACUCAAUUUGUGAUAUUGGUUGGAUAAUUUGUCAAGUAGGACCAUCCACCUAACUGUCCCGCACCAAAAAUGUUAUAAUGUUGUGCGUCCAGAACUUAUACAUGUGCGUCUAUAUAAAUGGUAUUUGUUGUUUUCUUGGUAAAAGAACCCACCUUAGCGGAACCAACCAUGUCCCGCUCAUAACAUUAGAUUGAAUUAUAUUAGAUUAGAUUUUGCGGAAUCAGGUUAAUAUGCUGUAACCAAUGAUUAUUUAAGACUCAUGUGAAUAAUCCCUCAAUAGGUGAUCAUGGAGCAUCUGCAUCGACCCUACCAUUGUUUAAAAUUCUCGUUUCAUUCAAACUCAAAAGAUUAAAGGGGGGCCUUGUAGAUUAAAAGUGGAUCUACUCUAGGCAAACCCUUGGGUCAAUUCGUGUCGUACAUUUGUUG